CGCUAUAGCUCGCGCUCGCCUCGAGCGCCCGACCCGCCAGAGUUCUUCUGACGUGGCCAUCGAACGAGCGUGGUCGCAUCCUUUCGAUUAGGGGCCCUCACUCACGCUGGCUGCGUCGGCUGUUCCCGGUUUAAGGCGAAAUCUGAGGAGGGUUUCCGAGAUCUGACUGCCGAUCGCCUAGAACGCUUCGCUAACGAGAACGGGGAUCGGCAAGAGACGCAGCUUCGAUCGCUUCGACGGGUACUCGGAGCUUCCCGGGCCGGAAGCUCAACCAACGCACGGCCGAGUACAUCAAGGACCACAGUGUUGCGGAGUUGGCGUGCACGUCGAUGGAAGCGCCCUCUGUCCACCCAUCAUGGUCAUGAGUGGAGUGCGUGCUCCGCAGACGUGCCGCUGUCUGCUCGUCAGCGAUGGUUGUGGCUGCAUUUAUGGUGACACUGAUGGUGGCCUUCCUCGACGUUGCCAGGCUCGAAAUUUCAAGGCAAUGGCGAGGGACACUAUCCAUCCGCAGUGGAAAUCAGUCGCGUGCUUCAAGGUGACGACAUCAUUGGAAACGCAGUCAUCGGACUCUGCCCGCUGUCACCAGGGGUUAUUCCAGUGGCGGAGAUGCACAAAGCACACCGGCUGGGAUGAUUGGUUGCGUGCAGCGUGAUCGUAUGUUCCCCUGUUGGCCUUUCUUCUACCUGAGCAUACCUGAAGUCAAUGCCACUCGUUCUCGGGGUUUGUGCACCGUUCUGUAUAGGACGCCAAAAUGGCACCUUUCCUGUAUCUUCUACAAAUGGCUUUUUCUCGGUGGUGUGCAAUGCACUUUUCCAGCCGUAUCGGAUCUAGCUGCUCACUCGAAGAGCUGUUGGUCUAUCCACUUGCUGGCGACCUGUUUGCCAAGACAUAGCACCUUCGUGGCACCAUAUCACGGGUGCCUUGUGGGCCUUCUCAGCAACACGUCAUGAACUCGAGGUCAAGUGCAUGAAGGACCACAACGUGGCGGCAUAGCCAUGCACGUCGAUUGGAGCGCCCUCUGUCCACCGAUUAUGGCCGUGAGUGGCGUCCUCCGCAGAUGUGCCGUUGUCUGCUCUUCAGCAAUGGUGACACUGAUGACUGGGCACUGGCGAGGAGUACUUUCAGGAUUCGCUGCGAGAAUCGGUCACGUGCGGUGCCGCUAUGACCUCGUCAACGACUGUUGCAUUCUUCAGAACCUUCCUCCUGCCACCAGAAGGCAUAAAGGCCGCAGUCGACCACUUAUUUGUGAACUCGUUUUUUCCGGAGUGGCACUCCAUACAUGGCGACCGGGAGCAAAGCGACAGCGAGAGGGCGCUAGAAGACUUGGCGAGUGGGUAGGAGGAAUUCGCUGUGCAGUUUCGGAUGCCACGGGAAACCGUAUACACAGAAUUUCAAGAAUGGAAUCCGAAAGUUCAUUGCCACCAGCAAUAUUAAGGCUUCAUGUAAACAUGGCUUGGAAAUCGCUGAGCCUUCUACAGCCAUGGAUUUCCUGUCAUAGGACGAAUAUAGAAUUCUGCUGCACGGAUUUGCAUGUCGGAGGGCACAAAGGCAAUGGUUGACCGCCUCACGUGUGAACUCGUGUUGUCUGGAACUGAGUGCGACUCCAUACAUGAUGAGCAGGGACAAAGUGACCGCGAGAGAGCGAUCGAGGAACACCAUAGCGUGAAGGCAGCGUUUCUCGGUAACACCGACGUUGCCCUCCUGGCACGGAUUGUAUACGCCGGUGGAAGGGGGCCACUCUGUCGGGUGCUUUGAAUGGGCGCAGUCAUUUGCUCGUCAGCGAGGGUUGCAGUCUUCGCCGCAUCAUUGGUGACACCAGUGCGCGGACUGCACAGCGGCGGAAGACCGCUUUCAGAAUUCACUGCGAGAAUGAUUCACGUGCGGUGCCGUUACGGCCUCGUCAGCGAUGCCUCCAAUCUUCCAAGCCUCCCUCUUGAUAGCAGAAGGAAUUCGCUGUGCAGUUUCGGAUGCCAUGGGAAACCGUAUACAGAAUUUGAAGAAUGGAAUCCGAAAGUUCAUUGCCACCAGCGAUAUUAAGGCUUCACGUAAACAUGGCUUGGAAAUCGCUGAGCCUUCUACAGCCAUGGAUUUCCUGUCAUCGGACGACUAUCGGCAAGUAGGCCUCCUGCAUGGUGCUUGUUUCGCCUGGCAAUGCCUGUAUAAUUUGUUGAUUGCGAUUUAUAUAGGAUACUGAAAUUU
Molecule: messenger RNA, 2199 nt
Organism: Dermacentor albipictus
Lineage: Eukaryota; Metazoa; Arthropoda; Arachnida; Ixodida; Ixodidae
Source: RefSeq, a predicted model, not a curated record